This is a messenger RNA of Prorocentrum cordatum, 1107 nucleotides long. NCBI's taxonomy places the organism in Eukaryota, Dinophyceae, Prorocentrales, Prorocentraceae. The record is from the annotation of a GenBank genome assembly.
AUGAUAAGCGUGUGCGAGAAGGGGCGCCUCAGCGACAAAGCGAUGGAGUUCUUCGACGAGAUGCAGGCCAGCGGGCUCACGCCGGACAUCAUCACCUUCAACUCGCUGAUCAGCGCCUGCGAGAAGGGCCGGCAGCCGGACCGGGCCCUGCAGCUGUACGAGGACAUGCAGCGGCUCGGGGUCUGGCCCGACACCGUCACCUGCAACGCGCUGAUCAGCGCCUGCGAGAAGGGGGCGCAGACCGAGCGCGCGCUGCAGGUGUUCGCGUCCAUGCAGAAGAACGGCCCCGCUCCCGACGUGAUCACCUUCAACGCCCUCAUCAGCGCGUGCGAGAAGGGCGGGAGGUCAGAGAAGGCCCUGGAGCUCUGCGACACCAUGGAGCGCCAGGGCCUGGCCCCCGACGUCAUCACCUACAGCGCCCUCAUCAGCGCCUGCGCCAAGGGCCGCAUGCCAGAGAGGGCGGCGCAGUUGUUCGAGCGCAUGGAGCAGCGCGGCCUCGCGCCCAACGUCAUCACCUGCAACGCCCUGAUCAGCGCGUUCGACAAGGGCGGGCAGGCAGAGAAUGCCCUCCGGACGCUCGGGGACAUGGAGAGGCGGGGCAUCGCGCCCGACGUGGUGACCUACAACGCCCUCCUCUCGGCGCUGGCCAAGAGCCGCAUGGUGGGCGCCGUCCUCGACCACUUCGCUGGGAUGCAGCGGCGGGGCCUCGUGCCCGACGCCGUGACGUACGGCGCGGUGAUCGGCGCGUGCGAGCGGGGCCAGCUCCUGGAGGAGGCCCUCGAGCACUUCGACGCCAUGCUGGCGAGGGGCCUCGUCCCCGAGCCGGGCACCGUGGUCGCGCUCGUCGGCAUGUGCGAGCGGGCGCAGCGGCCCUCGGACGCCGCCCGCGCCUUCGAGGCCGCGCUGCGCCGCGGGAUGCUGCCCGACGCGGCCCUGCGCGAGAGGGCCGCGGAGGCGUACGAGAGGCUCGGGCGGCCGGGAGCGGCGCUGGAGGCCCUCCGCGGCAGGCAGGCGCCUCCGUCGAGCUCGGCGCGCCCGUGGGCGGCGCGGCCGGCGGGAGUCGCGGCUGCCGAGAAGAAGCAGGCGCUGAGGGCGGCCGGGCGGUGA